Neltuma alba is the source of this 852-nucleotide messenger RNA. RefSeq names its product fasciclin-like arabinogalactan protein 12. The coding region runs from base 1 to 852 and encodes 283 amino acids. The transcript has 2 exons. Gene Ontology annotation, cellular component: plasma membrane. NCBI's taxonomy places the organism in Eukaryota, Viridiplantae, Streptophyta, Magnoliopsida, Fabales, Fabaceae. The record is from RefSeq and is a predicted model, not a curated record. Gene Ontology annotation, biological process: plant-type secondary cell wall biogenesis.
AUGGUGGAUUUCUCACUCUUAACAGCACAAAGUGUUAAGUUGGCGCCGGGAGCUUCCGCCGUGUUAUGGGUCAAGGACUUUAGGCUCUUUCUAAUUGAUCCAUUCUUCUUUCUCCUCUUGCUUUCCUCCUCCUUUUCUUCUUUCACUAUAGUUCAGUUAACACCAGCCGCUGGUCCUAAACCCUCGGCCACACCUGCACCAGCUGCUCCGGCGCCGGCUCCGGCUCCGGCAAAACCGUUAGUGCCCAGUGGACCCCAGUCGGAAGAUUCCUCAGAUGCUACCAACGACAAUAUCAUUAAGAUCCUCAGGAAGGCCAAAAACUUCAAUUUCCUUAUCCGUCUUCUGAAAACUACCCAGUUGAUCAACCAAAUCAAUUCGCAGCUUGUAGCCACCAGAUCCGCCAGUGGCUUAACCAUUCUGGCUCCCGAUGACUGUGCGUUCUCAGAACUCAAAGCCGGAUUCGUCAACUCUCUGCACGAUAACCAGAAGAUCGAACUCGUGCAGUUCCACGUUCUCCCAGUCUACGUUUCGAGUUCCAACUUCGACUCCCUGACCAACCCGGUCCGGACACUCGCCGGACUGAACCCGAGCAGGUUGCAGCUGAACGUGACGGCUUAUGGGAACAUGGUGAAUAUUUCAACUGGGGUGGUUAAUACCACAAUUGCGGGCAUUGUUUACAGUGGUAAAUCACUGGCCAUAUGUCAUUUGAACAAAGUGUUACUUCUGUUGGAUUUCUUCAAGCCAAAGGCUCUGACGCCGGCGCCGUCGGUGGCACUGGCUAAAGCUCCCAAGUCUGAUAAGGAGAAUCCUUCUAUGGGUGGGGAUAAUGAUCAGAGCGAGUCUGUGAAGUAG